Messenger RNA from Tricharina praecox, 3009 nucleotides. RefSeq names its product rab-GTPase-TBC domain-containing protein. The transcript has 4 exons. Bases 453 to 2789 code for a protein of 778 amino acids. Gene Ontology annotation, biological process: activation of GTPase activity. The record is from RefSeq and is a predicted model, not a curated record. Gene Ontology annotation, molecular function: GTPase activator activity. NCBI's taxonomy places the organism in Eukaryota, Fungi, Ascomycota, Pezizomycetes, Pezizales, Pyronemataceae.
UUUAUCGGUGAUUCGGUGGUACUACUGAUAUUCUCUGUCCACUUCCCAGUUGUCAGGUGCAAUUCAGAGUGCGGUCUUGCGUGUUGUGGCUUGUGUGGCUUUCAACCGUGACUGUGGCGGUGGCUGUGGCGUGCUUGGCAAGACACGUCAUGCGUCAUCAGAUGGAAUCACUCCGGCUUUCACAGCCACACGCCACCUACACCCACCACCACUGCCUCGUCCCCACCAAUCAUCCACCAUCAGCUACCAGCACUCUCAACGGCCUCAACCAAGUCCGUGCUCUGAAACCUCAUAGCACUCCUCCUCGGAUCUGUGUCCUCUGGCACUUGCCUACUUCUAAAAGACUGUCCCUCUAUCCCUCUGUCCCUGUUAACCCCGCCAGCAAGCUCGGUGCAAUCGUUGCUUAGUUCAUAGCUUCAAGGUAGCUCCUCCACCAUCCACGAGGCCACAUCAUGGCCUCCUCUUCUCGCAACCCCAAAUACACACCACCAGCUUCACCCAGCGGCUCGUUCUACGACCUCUCCGACGACAACGAAGAUGACUACAAUACCAUUACCCACACAUCGACUGGUCGGAGUGUGAAGCUCUUAUUCUCAAAGUCAAAGGUCUAUAUCCAUCCUUCGGCAUCGCAGAAAGACAACAUUCCAGGCUUCAUUGCUCUACUCCAGCAGAAAUCCCCCAACGCUAGCGACGCCGCAUCGAGCGCUCCCCCGGCAUCCUCGAUCCUCCUCGCAUGGGUCCCAGAGUCUGCCCUCGGCGAUGCGUACGAUACGUACGUCAAAGUUGACCUGAUCGAUGCCGACACUCCUCCUCGGCAGUCUUACCUCGUUCCACCUCCGCCGGCUGCAUACUCGCCCAAUAGCUCGUCGAUGGGAAAUUAUGCUUUCGCUGUGCCUGUGUCGCAGAUCUACUCGAUGUUGAUCCGGCCACCAAAUAUAGGAUGGUGGUGGGGUAGUCUUGUUAUCAACUCGCGCUCCGGGGAUUCUUUUCCGGCGUUGUUCUUUCACGAUUCGGAGUGUGCGAGUACUAUUGCCCAGAGCAAGCGGCGUGCGAAGGAAAGCUUUGAUCCGUUUGGCGAGGAAGGUGGGUUGUUCUGGGGUGGUGACGAAGUGCUCCGGUGGCUGCGACGGUACGCGAACAUCGAGAAGAGUCAAGUGGAGCCUAGCCUUUACCUCGUCGACCCGACGCCCGAAGAUUUGGUGUCAUUCAUCAGCAAGUCGGUAGUGGACAACAAUAUAGGCGUCGGGAGCUCCUCCUCUGCUACAGCGGGGAUGGACCCCAUCACCAAGGUUCUGAAAGAAGCACGCUGGAGUCUUCUGGAGCGCUUAACACGAGUGACACAAUUUACUCGACGCACGGCCGAGGACAUUCUGGACUCACCGAAAGUGCCGCCGCAGGUCAAGAGGCUGUUGAAGAAUCCUGACGUUGUCAACAUCCAGGAGGAAUUUGACUCCGCAAGAAUAUACCUGGCACGAUGGGCAAUGGGGAUCGCGGAGCAGAGCGAGCGUGAGCAGGCGAGAUUGGUGUGGACUAACCGCGAUAUUAUCGAGCUCGAAGACACGGAUGUUGGCGAGUUUGAGAUUCUGGAGAUCGGCGCGGGAAUGGACACGGAUAAACGAAAACCGGUGUCGUUGGAGGAGUGGAAUAAGUGGUUCGAUAGCAUCGGUCGCCUCUCGAUCUCGGUCGAGGAGGUUAAGGAGCGUAUUUUCCACAGCGGUAUCGAGGAGGGCGCGGCGCGAAAGGAAAUAUGGCUGUGGCUUUUGGAUGUCUAUCCUUGGGACUCGACCCGUGACGAGAGGCAGGCUCUCAUGAACAGCAAGCGCGACGAAUACAUCCGCCUUAAGGGCAAGUGGUGGGAUGAUUUUGAGCGCCGAAAUGGUGAUGAAUACUGGCGCGACCAAAAGAAUCGUAUCGAGAAGGACGUUCAUCGCACGGAUCGUAAUAUCCCCAUAUUCGCCGGCGAAGAUAUCCCCCACCCUGAUCAAGACUCACCAUUCGCCGAGGUCGGAACGAACGUCCACCUCGAGCAGAUGAAGGACAUGCUGCUCACCUACAACGAAUACAACACUACUCUCGGCUAUGUUCAGGGCAUGUCAGAUCUCCUAGCCCCGAUCUAUGCCGUCAUGCAGGACGACGCAGUAGCCUUCUGGGCCUUUGUUGGCUUCAUGGAGAGAACGGAGCGUAACUUCCUCCGCGAUCAGUCGGGUAUGCGGGCACAGCUUGUGGCGUUAGAUCACCUCGUACAGCUUUUGGACCCGAAACUGUAUCAGCACCUCCAGAGCGCUGACUCGACCAACUUUUUCUUCUUCUUCCGGAUGCUUCUCGUGUGGUUUAAGCGUGAGUUUAAAUGGGACGAUGUUCUUCGCCUCUGGGAGGUGCUGUGGACAAAUUAUUACAGUAGCCAGUAUCAUCUCUUUAUCGCGCUGGCGAUCUUGGAGAGACAUAGGGGUGUGAUCAUGGAUCACUUGAAACAAUUCGAUGAAGUCCUCAAAUACGUCAACGAACUCAGCAACACUAUCGACCUCAACAGCACCCGUGUACGCGCCGAGGCGCUUUUCCGACGGUUCCAGCGGACAAUCGAGACGGUGGACCGCAAGAAGGCGGAGAGCUCGGGACUGCCUAGUCCCGGAAAGAGACCAGUCAGCAGGAAGCUGGGUAGCUCUUCCGCUAAUAUCACGCCGAGUGCGACGACUACCGGUAGAGACGGCGGAAAGAAACCGAAGGCGGAGAUACCGGAUAUCAGUGAGGAUUUGAGGAGACUUCUGUCGAAGGAGGUUGUCAGGCCGUAAAUACUGGGGAUAGUAUGUGAUCGUUGUAUUUUUUUUGACUUCAGUGUAUGUUAGGUUCUCUUCAAUUUUCCAUUUUGCUAGGGACGGUUGGGCUGGAUUCGGGAGGAAGAGGGACGGACUUGUACGGGUGGUGUUUUUUUUUAUGUUGAAUAGCGCAGGUGUGGAUGGGCUUUGGAUCGGAAUGAUACAUGUGGAAUGAAAUGAACUUUUGGGCUACCUA